AUGUCUCAAGAGCCCACGACUAACGGUGUUGCCCCCCCGGCCUCUACAAAGAUGAGCAAUCUCGCACUGAACGAGUACAACACCCCGACACCGGCUCACGACCAGGAGAAGCACACGGGUCUGAAGCCCGACUGGGGUAUUCCGGAAUCUUUCAUUCUCCCCAAUGGAUACCCUGAUUACCUGCGACUGAUCCUGACGUCCCGCGUUUACGAUGUGAUCACCGAGACCCCUCUUCACCACGCCGUGAACCUGAGUAACCGCAUGGAAUGCCGUGUCCUCCUCAAGCGCGAGGAUUUACUCCCCGUGUUCAGCUUCAAGCUUCGUGGAGCGUACAACAAGAUGGCUCAUUUGACCGAUGAGCAGCGGUGGAAGGGUGUGAUUGCGUGCUCCGCAGGAAACCACGCGCAGGGAGUCGCCUUUUCGGCCCGCAAACUCAAGAUCCCCGCCACCAUUGUCAUGCCCUCGGGCACGCCCGCCAUCAAACAUCUGAACGUUGCCCGUCUCGGCGGUAGUGUCGUCCUCCACGGCGACGACUUCGACGCCGCAAAGGAAGAGGCGCGCCGUCGCGAGGUACAGCACGGACUCACGAGCAUCCCUCCCUUCGACGACCCCUAUGUCAUCGCCGGCCAAGGAACCAUCGGUAUGGAGAUUUUGCGCCAGGCAAACUUGCAGAAGCUGGAGGCCGUCUUCUGUGCUGUAGGUGGGGGUGGAUUGAUCGCAGGCAUUGGUGUAUACAUGAAGCGCAUUGCGCCACACGUGAAGAUCGUCGGCGUGGAAGCCCACGACGCCAAUGCCAUGGCUCAGUCCCUGGGCCAAGGGUCACGCGUGUUCCUGAGCGAGGUGGGACUCUUCGCCGAUGGCGCGGCGGUGAAGAGCGUUGGUGAGGAACCUUUCCGGCUGGCCCGUGAAGUGGUGGAUGAAAUUAUCCAGGUUUCCACCGACGAGACAUGCGCCGCGAUCAAGGACGCGUUUGAAGACACCCGCUCCAUUAUUGAGCCUGCGGGCGCUCUUGCGCUGGCUGGUCUCAAGAAAUACGUCGCGUUGCAUCCUAGCCCCGACACCAGCCGCGAGCUGAUUGCCAUCACUUCUGGUGCCAACAUGGACUUUGACCGCCUGCGUUUCGUUGCCGAGCGUGCUGCUCUGGGCGAGCGGAAGGAGGCGCUCUUGAGCGUCAACAUCCCGGAGAAGCCCGGUUCUUUUGCCAAGCUCGUCGAGGUUAUCCUUCCUCACGCAGUGACCGCCUUCAGCUACCGCUAUGCGCGGAACGAGUCCGCCGAUGUUCUGAUGGGUAUCUCUCUGUCCGCAUUGACGGGCCGGGAGGAUUUGGCCAAGAUCAUGAGCGAACUGAACAAGGAUGGGAUGACUACGAGGGAUCUGAGCAAUGAUGAACUGGCCAAGAGACACCUUCGGUUCUUGGUCGGUGGACGCUGCGACGUCGAGGAUGAACGUCUGUUCAUGUUCGAGUUCCCCGAGCGCCCGGGUGCUUUGGCCAAGUUCCUGACGACACUCCGACCCAACCAAAACAUCUCCCUAUUCCACUACCGAAACUACGGCGGAGACGUCGGCAAGGUGCUGGCCGGCAUUCAAUGCCCUAGUCCUGAGAAGGCCGAACUGGAGGCUUUCCUGAAGGACUUGGGCUAUCCGUUCAGCGAGCACACUGACUCGCCUACAUAUCACACAUUCCUCCGUUCUUAG
This is a messenger RNA of Aspergillus terreus NIH2624, 1695 nucleotides long. RefSeq names its product threonine dehydratase, biosynthetic. Bases 1 to 1695 code for a protein of 564 amino acids. The transcript is spliced from 3 exons. Gene Ontology annotation, biological process: L-threonine catabolic process. Lineage: Eukaryota; Fungi; Ascomycota; Eurotiomycetes; Eurotiales; Aspergillaceae. The record is from RefSeq and is a predicted model, not a curated record. Gene Ontology annotation, molecular function: threonine deaminase activity; pyridoxal phosphate binding.